Molecule: messenger RNA, 2991 nt
Organism: Trichobilharzia szidati
Lineage: Eukaryota; Metazoa; Platyhelminthes; Trematoda; Strigeidida; Schistosomatidae
Source: the annotation of a GenBank genome assembly
GAUAGACAAGUGAUAAAUAAAGUGUGUAAAUCCCGUCAAAUUAUACACAUGUCGAUAGAUAUUUUGUUGUAGAUAAUCUUCAAUGAAGAAGGUCAUUUAUCCCAAAAUGUAUUUGUUUCUUUAAGUCAUUACGGAUUAGUUGAGAAAGACAAAAACAUAUUUAUAUAUUUUAGUAAGAAUGUUUUAUGAAAAAGUUGAAAGUGAUAAAUUGACAAAUAUGAAUGUUGAAAAUAAUUCUGGUAUUAUAUCCUCUUCAUCUUCAUGCUCAACAUCUCCAUCGCCAUCUUUAGCAUCAACAUCGACAUCACCACCAUCAUCAUCAUUUGGAGGUAUAGACAAUACACAGAAUUUGAUUAAUUCAAGUAAAAUAAGUUCACGUAUACUAGAAGAUGCAGCUUUACAAUUAUGGACAAGUUUAAAUUUGGAUAGAUUUUAUUUCAGUAAUGAAUUAAUACAAUUAACUGCAAAAUUACAACAAAAUAUUGCUACAGUUGCUGCUAGUCUAAAUCAACAUCAACAUCAGCACCAACAGCAACACCAACAUCACCAUCCACAUCAAUAUCAACACCCUGAACACGAACAACAUCAGCAUCAGUAUCAUCAUCAUCACGAGAAUUGUAUUCAUAGUAUUCAACACCACCCCCACCACCACCAACAACAACAACCACAACACCAACAAACAUAUCAUCCUCAUCAUCAAAACAUGAAUAAUAACGAUAACCUGGUUAAUAUUCUACAGUCACCUAAUCCUUAUCUACAUUCCCCCUUAACAUCACCUUCAGUAUCAUCAUUGGCAGCUGUAACAUCAUCUUAUAAUUCCAUUUUACAUGAUAAUGUACAAAAAACUAUGAGUGGUACUCAUAACAGUAAUAAUAACACUAAUAUUAAUAAUAAUACUAAUCUAAAUUAUAAUAAUAAUGAAUUUCCAUUAUCAUUGAUUAAUUACUCAAAUGUAUCAAAAAUUGCUCAACUUGCAUCGUCUACUGCAAACUUUUUUAACUCAAAUUUAACAGGUUUAACAUAUCCGAAUGAUAUGUAUUUAAAAUGUACUAAUAAUCAUAAUAAUAACGAUAAUAAUAAUAGUAGUAAUAAUGGUAGUGUAACCACUACUCCAACUGUCGCUAUUAAACCAGAUUUAGAUGCCACUACUAGUAGUAGUGGUACUACUAUUACUGAUACUCAUACUACCCCUACUAACCCUCCUAAUACUUCUACUCCCACUCCUACUAUUAUUAAUACGAAUACUAUUACUGAUUCUGAUGUAUUUAUGAAACAAAUUAAUAAUGUGGAUAAUAUUAAAAAGGAGAAUUUAAACGAUAAUUCAAUUAACCAAGACACUAAUGACACUAAACCUCAGAUACAAUAUCAUCAUUAUCUUCAUCAAAAACAAGAAGAACAUCAACAGUCAUCUGAAUCUGGUGCCUUUGAUCCAUCUACAGAAAAGCAGCGUUUAUCAAAUGAAGUACAAGCACAAGAAGGUGAACAAGAACAACCAGAACAGCAACAGCAACAACAACAGGAUGAAAAGCAAAAGGAGGAAACUUCAGUAGAGUUAAGUAAACCGAAGCAAACAUUAUACUCUUGUACAAUAUGUCGACAAAGUUUUCAUUCAAAUACUGGUUUAAGACGUCAUAAUUUGGCAUUACAUGCAACUAAGGCAAUGAGAUGUGAUCAAUGCAUAAAAGUUUUCAGACAUCAGGCGGCUUUAUCAGAUCAUAAAAAACGUGUUCAUGGUCCACGUGAAUAUAUUUGUGGUAUAUGCUCAGCGGAUUUUGCUACUGAAACAUAUUUACGUUCACAUGUACGCAUUCAUGAUGAAAAAAGAUAUAUAUGUUUAGAGUGUAAACAUGGCUUUUCAAAUCCUUCUGAUUUAAAAAAUCAUAUGAGAAUACAUAAUGGAGAGAAACCAUUUGAAUGUGAAGUUUGUGGCAAAGCAUUUCGUCAUGUCAGUGGAUUUUAUGCACAUAUACGCAUUCAUACUGGUGAAACACCAUAUCAGUGUGAAUUAUGCGCAAAGAAAUUUAGCAAUGCAAGCAAUUUUCGAAUGCAUAGAAGAGUACACACUAAAGAAAUGCAAUUUCGCUGCCAAACAUGUGGUAAAGAAUUUAUUCAACCAAGUAAUUAUAGUCGACAUUUACGUAUUCAUACUAAAGAAAGACCAUAUUCAUGUAAACUUUGCUCAGCUGAAUUUCUAUAUUCUACAUCUCUGAAACGACAUCAACAACGAAAUCAUGGAGUAGAGCUAUUAAGAUGUCAAUUAUGUCAAAAAACUUUUUUAAAUGAAUCAUGCCUUAUUCGUCAUCGUACUGGUUGUGAGUUACGCGCUUGUGUUAAAACUGCUGAUGAAGGUUUAUAUACUCAAUUAUUAUAAAAUCGUAUAUAGAAGACAAAAACUCAUAAAGUAGUAAAGUAUCAUCAUCUUUAUGCUGAUGAGAUUCAGACGAAAGCGAAUUAAGGAUUAUAACUCAGAAAGUCAAUUUUUGUUAUUGUUGUUAUUUAUUUUUGUUCGUUUUAUUUUCUUUCGAAUACACCAUUCAGAAAAAGCGCCUUUUUUUGUUUAUUCAUUCAUUCUCAGAUUGUUGGUUGUUGUUUUUCUUUUUCGUUAACUCGUAUAAAAUUUAACAAAGAAACUAUCGUUAUUUGUUUGUUUGGUUGUUUUUUCUCCAGCUUUUGUAUUCUUUGUUUUUAAAUUCAUAUUUUGGAUACACACUUUAUAACAUUUUGUUUGAUACAUAAUAAAUAUUGUUUUUUCGUCUUCCUGUUCAAACUAUUUUUCGAUGUAUUUUGUUUUAUUUUACUGAUAUUCUCGGUGGGUAUUUUGUUUGUUUUUACAGCUAAGAAGAAAUAUUCCCAUUCAUCCAACUCACAUUUCUACAUAUUUUUUUAAAAACUAUUCUAAUAAAUUAACUAUUGUUCGUUAAUUGUAAUAAUUAAUAAAAUUAAAUAAUUAGAGGUAAUAACAUUUAUAAUAAUAAUAAUAAUAAUAACAAU